Eruca vesicaria subsp. sativa (arugula) is the source of this 2143-nucleotide messenger RNA. The record is from the annotation of a GenBank genome assembly. NCBI's taxonomy places the organism in Eukaryota, Viridiplantae, Streptophyta, Magnoliopsida, Brassicales, Brassicaceae.
UUCGAACCGAAUCCCCAUUACAGAACCGCUCUUUAUCUCUUCUCUUGUCUGAAAAAAAUCAAAACUUUUUCUUCUCAGAAAGAUUUAAAAUUUUCAAACAAAAAAGCCAUUCAUAAGCUUUUUCAUCGCUUCCUUGACACUUGUCUUUCGCAUCAUUCUUCAUAAUUUUGUAAAGAAAAGGAGCCACUUUUCUUCUUCCAGCUAUUAACAAUCCUCAACAUGCUUCUCCUUCCAUCUUCUACUUCUUGAACUCUCAAAACCCACCAGAGAUGUCUAAGAACACACAACCUGAAGAAAACGGAGAAGAGAAGCCAAUCUCCGAAGCUUUAAAGAGAUUCAAGAAAUCAAGACUCGUCUUUGAGCCCUCUCUAGGAGUGUUGGGUUUCUUCUUAGUUGUUUUGUGUUGUGUAUGGAGCUUUUUCUACUUUGAUUACAGAAACAUAGCUAAAAGCUAUAACCUUUCUGAUACGUCAGAGAGAUUCGUUUGGCUCAAACUUGACCACAACAACAAAAGUGAUGUUAUUAGUUCCAACAGAGUUGUUGGGUUUCUGGAAGAGAGUGGAGAUGGGUGUGAUGUGUUUGAUGGAGAUUGGGUUUGGGACGAGUCUUAUCCUCUGUAUCAGUCCAAAGAUUGUAGCUUUCUCGAUGAAGGGUUUAGGUGUAGUGAGUUUGGAAGGUCUGAUUUGUUCUAUACUCAUUGGAGAUGGCAACCUAGACACUGUGAUUUGCCCAGAUUUGAUGCUAAAGUGAUGCUAGAGAAACUCCGGGACAAGAGGCUAGUGUUUGUUGGAGACUCAAUAGGAAGAAACCAAUGGGAGUCUCUUCUUUGUUUACUAUCUUCUGCAGUUAAGAAUGAGAGCUCGGUUUAUGAAGUUAAUGGAAGUCCCAUCACAAAGCACACAGGGUACUUAGUGUUCAGAUUUAAGGACUAUAAUUGCACAGUGGAGUACUACAGAUCACCAUUCCUGGUUCCUCAAAGCAGACCACCAAAUGGAUCAGCCAAGAAGGUUAAGACAACUUUGAAACUGGACACUAUGGACUGGACUUCUAGCAAAUGGAGAGAUGCAGACGUUUUAGUGCUCAAUACAGGACAUUGGUGGAACUAUGGGAAGACUAUUAGAAUGGGAUGCUAUUUUCAAGAAGGUGAAGAAGUGAAGCUUAAGAUGAGUGUAGAUGAUGCGUAUAAGCGAGCUAUGGAGACCGUUAUGAAAUGGAUACAAACCGAGGUUGAUUCAGAUAAAACUCAAGUCUUCUUCCGCACAUACGCUCCUGUGCAUUUCAGGGGAGGAGAUUGGAGAACGGGAGGAACAUGUCACAUGGAGACAUUACCUGAGAUUAGAACCUCAUUGGUUUCAUCAGAGACAUGGCAACAAUUAAAGAUCCUGGAAGAUGCGUUAUCACAUUACUCCAACAGAUCAGAGACUGUUAAAGUGAAAGUGUUGAACAUUACAUCAAUGUCUGCUCAAAGGAAAGAUGGUCACCCGUCUCUUUACUAUCUUGGCUCGCGUGGUCCUGCACCGCUUCAUCGCCAAGACUGUAGUCACUGGUGCCUUCCUGGUGUUCCUGAUACGUGGAACGAACUCAUGUAUGCGUUGUUUAUGAAACAAGAAGCUUCUUUAUCUUCUGGAGGAGCCAAAGAAGUAAAUAUUACAGGAAAUGUGACAAUGUCGUGACCGUGGACAGAACAACAAGCUCAUGUUUCUUAUGGUGUUGGCGUUUUCUUGAAGAUGCUGAGGUCAAAUAUCAAAAGGGUUUUAAGAUUUUUUUGGUUAGAUUCAUUGGGUGGGGAUAUGUAAUUAGGUUGAUAAUCUUAAUCACUGGUUGUAAAGAUGAAAAAAGCUCAAAUGAUAUUUAAAGUAUCAUAUAGGUUGAAAGUUACCUCAUACCCCAAGUCUAGUUACCUUAUGAAACAAGGUUCAAAUUGAAGAAUUGGUCUGAAAAACAUUGAAGAUGUUAACAGACUACAAGAAGAACAAGUAAGGAUACUGUCUGGAUCAUGUUGAUCUGUGUCUGAUAAAUCAGAGUGCAUGUAUGCAUGUCUGGGAACUUCCUUUAUUUGUUAGAAAAGGUAUUUCUUUAUAUAUCAUUUACGUGUAGACAUAAAGAGUGACGUACCAAUUAUAUCAUUCAGGGUCAUGCCAAC